Molecule: messenger RNA, 1492 nt
Organism: Fomitopsis serialis
Lineage: Eukaryota; Fungi; Basidiomycota; Agaricomycetes; Polyporales; Fomitopsidaceae
Product: Met-10+ like-protein-domain-containing protein
Exons: 11
Biological process (GO): tRNA N1-guanine methylation; mitochondrial tRNA methylation
Cellular component (GO): mitochondrial matrix; cytoplasm
Source: RefSeq, a predicted model, not a curated record
CCAUGCUCGCUCGUCUUCGUCUCUCCCGCCCGCCCCUCCACCCCCCGCCCCGCCGCGUGCCCCAGCGGCUGACGGGCUCCGUUCGGUCCGCGCAGGAGAUGCGCAAGUGUAGCCUUGUGGCGCUCCCACACUGGCGCUCCAUCCAACGCGCGGAUGAGGAGGAUUACCGCCUAGUGCUGCUUGAUGCUGGACACGAAGACGAGCUCCCGCAAGAGGCUAAGGACUUCUUGAAGGAGCACUCCAUCACGUUGCAGCCCUAUGAUUUGCACCUGGAUUACAACUAUUGGCCCGCAGAGGACAUCCUGGAGGCCAUACUUCCCGAAGACCUGGAAGAAAAGCCAUCGGGGUUCGCUUCAGUUGGGCAUGUAGCACACCUCAAUUUGAAUGACGAAUGGAUACCUUGGAAGCAUAUCAUUGCGCAGGUUUUCCUGGACAAAAACAGUCCUCACAUUCGUACUGUCGUCAACAAAACCGACAGUAUCAAGAAGAAUAUCUAUCGCGUGUUUCCGAUGGAAAUCCUGGCUGGAGAGCCCACCACCCUGGUGCAACAGAAAGAAGGCGAUUGUCAAUUCACCUUCGAUUUCGCCGAAGUCUACUGGAAUGCUCGGCUCCACGGGGAGCACGCACGUAUCGUCAGCCAGUUCAAGCCCGAGGACGUGGUGGCGGAUGUCUUCGCAGGUGUCGGACCCUUCGCCCUUCCCGCCGCGAAGAAGGGGUGUGCUGUCUUGGCGAACGACCUUAACCCGAAUGGCUACAAGUUUCUGCUCGUGAACAUCGCGGAUAACAACCUGACGGAUCUUGUGCAUCCUUCGUGUAUGGAUGGGCGUGAUUUCAUCCGAGAUGUCUUCAACCGGGUAUACAACGACCCCAUGCCGCCUACACCCCCACCCAAGAUCAGCAGGUCGCAGGCGAGAAAGCUGGCUAAGCAAAUAUCUCGAGAAAGGAGAGCACGGAAGAGGCGAUCUGGUGCGCAUUCAUCAUCCCCCGCCCGUUCGCCCUCUCCUGCGUCCACAGGGUCGCGCUCUCCCUCGCCCGUAGAGGCGGCGGAAACGCAUACGCAUUUCGUGAUGAACCUGCCUGAGACGGCGAUUGAAUUCCUCGACGCGUUCCGAGGCGUGCUGGGCCCAGAGAAUGCGGACGGGCGGGGAUUGAGCGGGAUAUACGACAGCCAGGAGAAGAUGCCGAUGAUCCACUGCUAUGGCUUCACAAGAGCAAAAGAGGCAGACCUCGCGACGGCGGAGAUUCGGCAGAGGGUGGAGGCCGCGUUGGCGGCGAAGCUGGUGGGGGCCGUGGAGUCGUACUGGGUGAGGAGCGUCGCGCCGAACAAGGAGAUGUUCUGUCUGAGCUUCCAACUACCGUACGAGGUCGCGUAUGCAAGCACAUGAGGUGCCGGCACUGUUGCCGCGGUAGUGUAUAGUAUUCACACAGUUUAGACUCUGUUCCGUGAGCGUGAGGGCCAUCGCGAAGGGACGCGCCGCGCGAGACGGACCGG